AUGCCCAAGACUGGCCUCCUGAUAAUUAUCCUGGGAGUGAUCUUCAUGAAGGGGAACCGUGCCACUGAGGAGGAAGUCUGGGAAGUGCUGAAAAUGAUGGAUAUAUAUUCUGGGAGGAAGUAUUUCAUCUUUGGAGAGCCCUGGAGGCUCAUAACCCGUGAUUUGGUAAAGGAAAAUUACCUGGAGUACUGCCAGGUGCCCAAUAACAGUCCUCCAUGCUAUGAGUUCCUGUGGGGCCCAAGAACCCAUGCUGAAGCCAGCAAGAUGAAAUUGCUGGAGUUUUUGGCUAAAAUCCAUGGGACCAACUCCAGAAGCUUCCCAUUCCAGUAUUAG
Messenger RNA from Phacochoerus africanus (Common warthog), 333 nucleotides. Its product is annotated as melanoma-associated antigen B16-like. The coding region runs from base 1 to 333 and encodes 110 amino acids. Gene Ontology annotation, biological process: negative regulation of transcription by RNA polymerase II. Gene Ontology annotation, cellular component: nucleus. Lineage: Eukaryota; Metazoa; Chordata; Mammalia; Artiodactyla; Suidae. The record is from RefSeq and is a predicted model, not a curated record. The transcript has a single exon.